GGUGUAUUUGAGGGUGUAAUCGCUACUGUUCUGCAGCAGAAGCUCCAGUUCCUCUUCACAAGGAAGAAACAUCAGCCAGUGAUUUUCAGCCUGCUGUCCAGAUCUCACUGUACAUGAGCUGUGACCAUGACCAGAAACCUGCUGAAGAACCCCAGUGGAGAAGGUGAGUUGCCAACUCAAAGCUAUGGGACCAAACACACACUCUGACCAUUUUCACCUUCCAGAUGAGCUGGAAUUCUGGGAGCUGACAGAGAACGGUGGGAGCGGCUGGAAGGUGGAGGACAUGCCAGGAGACUGUGGCCAUGACUUUGACAAUGAAGACGUGACUAAAUACUUUGCAACCUCCUUUGAGCCUUGUCAAAAAAAACAGCUGAUUGACCUUUUGGCCGAGGGUUACACCCCGGAAGAACUGGACGGUCAGCCUGCUGUCACAGUGGUGGACUGGUACAGUGGAAGGACAGACUGUGGCUGCACUUAUCAAAUGACGGUGCGUUUGCUGGAUGAGAAUCAGGAGGUCCUGCAGGAGCAGAGUCCUGAGCCGGUGACACUGGACCCCGACUCUGACGACUGCUCCUGGACACAAGUCAGCAACACAUUUUCUGACUAUGGGCCUGGGUUGCGUUUCAUCUCCUUCGAACAUGGAGGAAAAGACGACAAAUACUGGGACGGCUGGUAUGGGGUGCGAGUCACCGGGAGCUCUGUUACUGUGGAUGUCUGAUAGACAGGAAACUGAAUGGGACGUAGAAACAAAAAGAAAACCUGAGCAUUGAAGUGACAGAGGAAGAGAGAAGUAGAACGGCAUGCAGAGUUUGGGCAGAUCAGCUUCACCGUACCCACUAACCGUAGCUUUCAUCCUUGCACAGCAGCUCUGAAAGAGCUAAGAGCUGUCCUUUUAACAAACAUAUUGCUUCAUCUUUAAAAAGACGUAAAAUCUUCUUUUCAAACUAAAAGAUAAUACCACAUGGCCACUAGUACGAUAAGUCAUGCAUUGGAUCUCUCACAGUUGGUGCAGAGAGAAACCAGGCGACUGUGAAUGUGAACUAAAGAGCAAAUGUGAUUGGAGGUGUGUGAUUGACAGCUGCCAUCAUCUCCAGCAGCCCUGGGCAAACUACGGCCCGAGGGUCGGAUGUGGCCCGUUUGGCAUUUUAAUCCGGCCCACCAAACCUAUCCAUUACACUAUUCAUUUCUAUUAUCAUUAUAGCACUUCUGACUUUUCCCUGCAAUAUCCAUGUUUUCCCAAUAGAUGGCGUGAAAAGGCUAAAGGCAUUUUAGCCUUUCUGACUUCCACGUCAUUUAUCUUAUUUCACACAAACACUCCAUCUAUCCACUCCUGAUCUGGCCCCAGGGUCAAAUUCUAGAACCCACUGUGGCCCACGAGCCGAAAGGUUUGCCCACGCCUGAUCUACUGUAAUGGGAGUUUGUCAAAAUCAACCUCAGUGACGUUCACAAUGUUCAGAAUCCUAUUGUAUAAGACAGCUACAGACCAGAAACUGGUUCACUAAACUUAUUAUUCUAAAGCAGCCUGACCUAAACAUAUUAUAUAUAAUAUAUGAUAUAUAUUGCUUUUGACACGGGCGAGGAAUUAACAACUUGGCAGCAGAUACAAAAAAACACAUCAGCGGCCUCCACGUGCUACGUGUUCCACAUUCAAGUGUGCAAUCCAAUGAAAAAAGUACUGCUUACAACAAAGUCACUUAUCAUAAUCACAACUGACCUCUGCACUGUGACCCAGAACCACACGAGUGAAGGACGGGCUCUGUGUAACCACUGAAAUCACAAUAAAAGAAGUGAUUGAC
Messenger RNA from Cynoglossus semilaevis (tongue sole), 1796 nucleotides. It is a transcript of the gene fbxo2, whose product is annotated as F-box protein 2. Gene Ontology annotation, cellular component: cytoplasm; SCF ubiquitin ligase complex. Bases 185 to 718 code for a protein of 177 amino acids. The record is from RefSeq and is a predicted model, not a curated record. NCBI's taxonomy places the organism in Eukaryota, Metazoa, Chordata, Actinopteri, Pleuronectiformes, Cynoglossidae. Gene Ontology annotation, biological process: SCF-dependent proteasomal ubiquitin-dependent protein catabolic process; glycoprotein catabolic process; ERAD pathway. Gene Ontology annotation, molecular function: ubiquitin protein ligase activity. The transcript is spliced from 5 exons.